UUCAUAUAACUAGCGCAGUGGUUCGUCUUAAAGCAUUAGUUUCUUCUCGCUGCGUGUGUUUACAGCCCAACGGACACAGGUAUCUUUUGUGACUCAAUUUACGAAGCCAAAUGUCGACUCGAUGUGUGGUAUCAAGUGCAUAAAGACCCUACUUUUUGCCUUCAAUUUUAUAUUUUGGCUUGCCGGGGCAGCGGUCUUAGGAAUAGGAAUAUGGUACGAGAUAGACCCGGGGCAGUUCAACGCCUUUCUUGGGAAUAGUGGCUACCGGGUUCCCUCCAUAAUCUUAAUGGCGACCGGUGGAUUUGUGAUGUUCGUCGGUUUCCUUGGAUGCUGUGGGGCCAUUAAGGAAAGUCGAUGCCUCCUGGGUUUGUUCUUUGGUUGCUUAUUUUUGAUAUUUGCUGCUGAAGCUGUGGCGGGAAUUCUUGGUUUCCUUUAUCGCGACAGGGUUGAAACUGAGGUGGAAAUCAGACUCAAGGAAGAAAUAAUGACAAAUUAUGGAGUGACAAUCGAUUCAAACACCAAUCAAAACGUGGACAAUUUACAAAUUCGACUCGAAUGCUGUGGCGCCAUUAAUUUUACUGACUGGAGCAAAAGUGAAUGGAAAAAAAACAAUCAAGACAAGAGAGUACCGCUGAGUUGCUGUAAGAAGGAUGAAAGCACAAAAACUUGUAACAAGGCGUCGAGUUUCGAUAAAAACAAAAUUCACACGAAGGGUUGUCUUCAGUCGCUUAAAGAUUUUGUCGACAAACAUCUGGUCGUUCUCGGUAUUGUAGCAGUAUCCAUUGCCGGAAUCCAGUUAAUUGGAAUGAUUUUUGCCUGCUGUCUCUUCUGCUCCAUUGAUGUAUGAAGGAAACGGAACCUAAAUCAAUUGACAUAGGAAUCAUUUAAUGAUACAGCUAUCAGUGAUCUAAGUUCCUUUUAUUUAAUCUAAUUCUUAUGGAAGAAAAGCAAAUGAAGCUUAAAAUGUUAUCUCCGUCUAGACAUUGAUUUUUGUCUUGAAAAUUUUGGUCGAAUUAACCAAGAAGUGUCUGCCUAGAUGCUGCUAUCGAAAAAGGGAAUGCGUUCACGAGCUCUUAAAAUUCUUUCAUAGGAGAGCGCUUUUCAAUUAACUCUCGUAAAACCAAAACAAAAGCAAUCACUAGUAGAUCAGAUCAAAGGAAAUUCCAUAAAAGAUAAAAUAGGAUAUAAGUCCGAUAAGAAUUCGAGGUAAACCGACAAACUUGUUUGACGCGUGGAAAAAACGGUGCUGAUCAAGUCUCCAUUGUCUGUUGUUUUCCAUCUGAUUCGCUGGGAGAGUGGCGCGAGUUUUGUAGACUAGUUGUCACGCAGCGAAUUAAGGUAAAGCCAUUGUAAUCUAUGCCGACUUGGUUAGGCACUGGAGCACUGAGAAGGACAAGGGAGCUCACUGCCUAACGUCACUGCUGGUGUUUUGUUUCUUUGCUGUUUGUUUGGGUUUCGCCUAGAAUAGUAGAUCUCACUCGGCCGAGACACUCGGACCCAGACCUCUCGGUUUUUUCCAUACAGGCCUACUAUACUACUUAUUAAAUUACAAAGUGCGAACGAUAAAAAAAAAGAGGGGUGCAGAAGUGGCGUAUGGGACAUCAAGGGAGAUUGCUGCCUCGUCUCCAAGGCUUCUUUUAUUCUUUACCGCACGAAAGAGAUCGGGAAUGGUAGGAGACCCUCCAUCGAUCACUUUUAUGCUUGAUGACGUUAUUUACUGAAGUUCACCGUGAAGCCUCGUUUACCCUUAGGUUUUAAUGAAUCUUUGCCACACUUUCCUGUUGUUUUCGUGUGGGCAUUCUCGUGAUUUCAGUGUUUUAGGUGAACUUUCUUAUAAAAGUUCACCACUCCCACUCUUGCACGCGGGGCUUACGGUGAAAUAUGGCAUUCGAACGUAAAAAUAUACAAGGCUUUUCUUGAAUAAGUUAUCAGCGUAUUUUACUUUAAUGAGGCGCAUCUCGAUUGAGUUUCUUAAAACCGAAACCAAAGUAAUCACGAAGCCAAUGAGAUUGAAUUAAAAUACCGCGUUUCUCAUUUCCACCGUUUUCUCGUGUCCAGUCUUCGAUCCUACCGAGAAAGAGCGCGGGCUCAAUCUAAACAGGACUGGUAAUCGAGAUAAAUGUCUACAGGAGUAGAUAAUAACUCAAAGUGAAAUCACUUAAUUGGCUCCAAGCGCUGGAAAACGCGAAUUAUCAAGUCUCGAUUGGUUGUAGUCUUGCAUGUGAUUGGCUGAGUAUCGGCGAGAGUUUUUUUUUAACCAAUCGCAAGGCAUAGUCGAAUAAACUCAGUAAUGACUAUCGACACUUAAUCGAGAACCGCUUCAACUUUGAAUAGUUUGAAUGACUAGACCAGACAGGAUAGAUAAUAGAUUAUAAUAUAACUAUCCUUACAACGCUUAAAGCUGGGGUCAAACCUUAAAAAAUGUUUGUAUCACAUCAAAACUAGGACAUCUAAACAGCAAAUAAUGUAAAAAAUAAGUAUAAUUACGUGGCAUACAAAUUCAGUGAAAGGACAAUAAAAAUAGUCACUGACGCGUGA
Molecule: messenger RNA, 2538 nt
Organism: Stylophora pistillata
Lineage: Eukaryota; Metazoa; Cnidaria; Anthozoa; Scleractinia; Pocilloporidae
Product: CD151 antigen
Cellular component (GO): plasma membrane
Source: RefSeq, a predicted model, not a curated record